AUGCUGCAAUGGUGGCCGGCUGGCACUGCAGCCGCUAGGGGGUCAGAUGGGCCUGGGCACCAGGCAGAGCUCGGCAGCCGGGCGGCAGAGGCACUGAGGGGGCACUGCUCCUGCAGCCGGGCUGGGCUUGGGGGAUGGCACCUCCGCCCACAGCUUCUGCAGGGCUGGACUGCCACUCCUCCUGCUACGAUGCCUGGGCAGUUCCCGGACCCUUCCAGGACUGCGGUCUCUCUGCCAGGGCUUGGCCCCCUGACCAGACUCCCAGGCUCGGCCCUGACAGCAGAGGAGCUGCAAUACGCUGACAGCCGCAACACUGGGGCCAGGAUCGCCCCUUCGCACUUCCUGGAGGUGAAACUGGGCAAGAGGCCUCAACCUGUGAGAAGUGAGCUAGUUGAGGAUGAGGAGCAGAGGAAAAGGCGCCGGGGACAGAACAAAGUGGUGGCAGCCCGAUGCCGGAACAAGAAGAAGGAGCGAAUGGAAUUUCUGCAGCGGGAAUCUGAGUGGCUGGAGCUCAUGAAUACGGAGCUGAAAACCCAGAUGGAGGAGCUGAAGCAGGAGCGGCAGCUGCUCAUCCUGAUGCUCAACCGGCAUCGCCCCACCUGCAUCGUCAGGACCAACAGCAUUAAGACCCCCGACUCAGAAGGCAACCCACUGCUGGAGAAGCUGGAGAAGUGA
Molecule: messenger RNA, 675 nt
Organism: Myotis daubentonii (Daubenton's bat)
Lineage: Eukaryota; Metazoa; Chordata; Mammalia; Chiroptera; Vespertilionidae
Product: jun dimerization protein 2-like
Exons: 1
Coding region: 1-675 (224 amino acids)
Source: RefSeq, a predicted model, not a curated record